AUGGGGGAAGCCCCGGGAGCCCACGCGACCCCGACCGCUUCCCCCUGGGAGCCCACCACCCCGAAGCGACCGCCCAAACGACUGAGACCAGAGACACCGGGAAAAGCUAUACAGGCCCCUCCUACCCCCAAGAACUGGCAGCCUGACCGGGAUAUGCCUCCUGCGUCCCCCUCCUGCGAAACUCCCCAAAUUGGCUUAGCUCCAAAGCCAUAUUGCAGCGGCAGAGACGAAGUCUUGGAGAUUGUCUCUGUGAUGAGCCAGAAAGUCUCCAACUGGGAAGAGAAGAGCCUACAAGGAGCCGUCUCCUUGGGCAAGGAUAUUAGGGCCCUGGUCCUCAAUUUCAGCAGGAACCUGGCAACGGGUGACCCCACCAAAGAGGAAGAGAAUCACCAACCCUCCCCGCCCAUGCGCAGUAGCUAUGCUGGAGCUACAAAGACCACACCCAACGCCCCCCAAACAGAGCCCCAGUGUUAG
Messenger RNA from Aspergillus glaucus CBS 516.65, 474 nucleotides. RefSeq lists its product as uncharacterized. The transcript has 2 exons. The record is from RefSeq and is a predicted model, not a curated record. Bases 1 to 474 code for a protein of 157 amino acids. NCBI's taxonomy places the organism in Eukaryota, Fungi, Ascomycota, Eurotiomycetes, Eurotiales, Aspergillaceae.